GUGGUCGUGGAAUGUCGAAGUAUGUGAUGUACAGUUGUUAACCUAACAAAUUUAACUUGAGUAUUUUAGUAGGGUAAGGAAACGUAGUUCAGUUAUGACUGACAAAAAUGUUAAUGGAAUAUGAUGUGGCGAAUAUUUUGCUUUCAGCUUUUAACAACGUCUGUAUUUUUUCCGAAGUUACUUGAAGUCAUCGGCGUUUUCUACGUAUAUAUGUUGUUGGUCGCUAAAAGAAAUGGUAUGACAUCAUGUCCCAACUUAAAUACUGUGUUUCCCACUAAUAUCUAAAAUAUGACAGAAAGCAACAUGGCAGCCAGCAAACCACAGUUUGAUAUACUGCUUGGUGGCACCCAGAACCUUCCUUUAGAAUUUUCUGUUGGAAGGUUCGCAGCAGCUCGAGCACAAGAAAUAGCAGCAUUAACUGAAGCCAUAGAAGAUCCUCAGAGGACAGGCUUGGUAUUCCAGAAGCUGCCGAAACAUAUGAGAAGACGAGUUAUGAGUCGCACUUCUAAACGCUUGCCACGAAGAUUGAGGGAGGCUCACAUGCAACAGUUAAUGAAAAGUGGAUUACCCCCAGAACCCAAGAGACCUAGCAGAAAGUUCAGACGUCGUCCACAAAAUUUACUUCUGGAGUACAAUCGUCGACAGAAGAGAUUUAUUUGGCUGGAAACCCACUUAUGGCAUGCUAAGCGAUUCCAUAUGACUGAGAAAUGGGGCUAUAAACUGGCAAAUUUCCCAAAUGAUAAGAGCUUUCGAGCUUGCUAUCGGGCCACGGCCAACCAUUGCUUGUUGCAGGAUAUAUCUUACUACAGCUGCAUCGAAUUGAACGGUCCAAUGGACCAGCUCUUAGAGCAACUACAGAAACUUACCAAUAAAGACUGUGGCUUGACAUUUGGAGCAAAAGCAUUUCUAACUGGCGCACGAGAAGGUUCUGUGAUGCUGUUCCAUCAAAACAUAUUCCCAUAUGGGGCCAUAGGAAGAGUUAGUUUCUUGUGGAAACCAACAGAAGUAGUUAAAUCUGAUGACAGUGUGCAAGUAGUUGAAACUAGAACCUUAUGGAUUUGGGUUCAUCCUGCAUUUUAUCAAGAACUGUUAGACGAACUAAUCUUGUUAUUCCAUUUCGUUGAAGUUGACGAUGUAAAAGACACUGAGUUAAACAAACAGUCAUGUCCUAGCAAAGAAUUUGCUGAAAAUUCUUCCAGUUCUGAUACCAAAAUAUCAGAUGAAACCACAUCAUCACCAGCUGAGAAGAAACGUAAACUCGGCAAAGUUAAUGGAAAGAAGGACGUAGAAAAGACAAAACUUGAAACAAGAAACGUACCAUUUAUAAGAACUCCAAAGUACCUAAGUCAUACAGGCAGUGUACAAAUGAUAUUGUUGAAGGACACGUUAAAUAGGUUCCGUCUCACAGGCCCCCUCUCACAGGCAGUGCUGUUAGAAUCACUGCACACUGCAAACGUUUUGGAGGUUGUGUCAGAGAAGAAUAAAACUGAUUCCAAAGGGGGGGAGGAUUCAUUAGAUACGAGAACGGUUUGUUUGCAGUCCAGUGAUGCAUCUGAUAAUGACUGUAAGACGGGGGAAAGUAAGGAUUGGUGGACAGAGUUUUAUGGAGUGUCACAGCAUCAUAAGGAAUCAUGGCAUUAUCAGGAAACACUGUGGCAGGCCCUGAAAGGCGCAGCAUCACCUGCACAGCUGCCACCGCACUUGGUGUUGGCACUCACCGUACUAGACCCAAGAUUGCAACUGCCUUCAAAACGGACAAAAGCUGUGCCAGACGAGAAAGCUCUGUGGGAACAGGAAUCCAAAGAUCAGGUGAUGUCACUCUCGUCACUGGCUUGUGUGAGUCCAAUCUGGAGUUCUCAUGUACGAGACCUUGCGACGAACUCCAAGAUGUCAUCGGCCGAGUUGGCGGAUAGCCGCUCCCAUAACCUUGUGCCGGGAUUUCUAUUAGAGGAGUUUGAGACUGAUGUUGAAGAAGGCACCUCAAAUUUCUGCUGUCGCAAUGUAGGGCAGGUGAAGUCUCAUGUUCCCAUUCUCCUCAUCCAGCGACCGGGUAGUCAGGAACCAGUGCGUAAGAGGCUCGGUUUUGCAUCAGGCUGGGAUGUGGUUAUGCCCGCUGGAUGGGCCUUACCUUUAUGGUUGGCCCUAGUGUUCCGUGGAGCCCGUGCUGGAGGCCUGAGAGAGUCCGGGUCUCUGGGGUUUGAGGCAGGCAGUGAAUCCGUGUUACCACCUGAUACAGUAUCUGGCAGCACUGAAGCCGAGGCCCAGAAAACCCGAUUGACUGAACGCCAUUUCAGAUUACCGCCGGAUAAAAGACCAAAUUAUGUAAAACUUGGUGUCACCAGUCCAUUUUUCUGUUGCUGGGAUGUUCUCGUCAAUGAAUGGUCACAAAGGACCUCUGAAAAUGUUGAUAUGCAGUGCAAAACAGAAAACAAAACUCACUCAUCUAAAUUCUUUGUCUUACGAGAGAGGAAGAAGUUGGAGUCUCUGAAAGCCGCUGUCAGCACGCUGAACACAAAGAACAUUAAAAACAGUUCUCGGAUUGUUUCAGACUUCCCUGAUUUAAGCAAUUUGUUCCCAAGUUGUAAGGACUGUUGCCUUGUGCCUAUAACAAUUUACAUGUGUGGCAGAGGAAGUCCGACAGAUUGUGCCAUCAUAUGUCUUCCCUCAGAGAUGGAUAUAGACGACAUAUCCAAAGACGUCCACAGUCCAGGUCCGACAGAGGGGAUCCAUAAUGAUGAGCGUCAAAUGGAACGGAAAGAACUACGGACAGAACACAAGAAACUGCUGAAACGUUUACGCAGGAAACGAGUGAGGGAGAGACGGAAGCUUGAAGACCUCGCUGCAGUAAAGCGAGGCAACUCAGAAGAUGAAAGUCAUCCUAAACCUGUUCCUGUAGUCAGAAAGAGAAAAGCAAAGGAACCUCCCCCGACUAAGGGUGUAACAGAUAAACACCAAGAUAUAUUGCGUUCUCUCUGGUUGCCGCAGACGCAGACUGUAAAAGAUUCAUGCAGUAGGACAGUUAUUGGUUUCAUAACCAAGGGAGACUUCUGCUUCACAGAAUCGCACGGAGCUGGCCAAGGGUAUGUGGUUCUUUCAGCCCUUUUGCAGUUGGUAGCAUUAUAUCAGAGGAGGUUAAGGGAGGGAAAUGAUGUGUCUGCAGUUUGGGUAUUGGUACGAAAUCCCACCAGUCUACAGUAUCGUUUUGGAGUAAUCAACAUUUGAAGUGCAACGCAGGCAGAGUAUCUUCGAUGUGAUGUGUAGAGUAUUGCAUGUCUGUCAUAAUAAAACUGCUGUCUUCCU
Molecule: messenger RNA, 3300 nt
Organism: Cryptotermes secundus
Lineage: Eukaryota; Metazoa; Arthropoda; Insecta; Blattodea; Kalotermitidae
Gene: Pop1
Product: ribonucleases P/MRP protein subunit POP1
Exons: 8
Coding region: 289-3222 (977 amino acids)
Biological process (GO): tRNA 5'-leader removal
Cellular component (GO): ribonuclease MRP complex; nucleolar ribonuclease P complex
Source: RefSeq, a predicted model, not a curated record